Paramecium octaurelia is the source of this 1005-nucleotide messenger RNA. The record is from the annotation of a GenBank genome assembly. NCBI's taxonomy places the organism in Eukaryota, Ciliophora, Oligohymenophorea, Peniculida, Parameciidae.
AUGAAUAGAGAAAAAUCAUUAACUUAAAAAAUAUCAGACAAAGAAAAAGACCCUUAGGAAUUUUUUUAAUAUUAAAUAUACUCUUAACUUAAACAUAAAGGUUGGUGUCAAUCGAUGGCCUUUACAAAAGAAAAUUCCCUAUUGUUUGCUUAGUUUAAAACUUUAAUUAAAGUAUUGUGUAUUCAUGAAGGGGCAAUGAAUCAAAUUAGGAUGCUAUCAAGUCAUAAAACAUUUCUAACAACAAUUACUGUUUUGUAGCAAUUCAAUUCUCUGAUUUCUACAAGCGAAGAAGGAUAAAUUCAUGUUUGGUCAAUGGUUCCUAUUGCAAAACCAUUAAUUAUCAAAAAAUUUGAUGCCCCUUCAUCCUUAGUUAGUUGUUUACUUUACAAUGAAAGUUAUGAUGUUAUUAUAACUGGAAGUAAUAAUAAUAUAAAAUUUUGGAAGAAUCCAAUGAAAUGGUUACUCAUUUAAUCAAUAGAUGAUCAUAAAGGUGCUGUUUGGGCUUUAAGUUUGAAUUAAGAUGAGAACAAACUAAUAUCUUGUGGUUGGGAUAAGAUGAUAUUAAUUACAGAACGAUAAAAAAAUGAAAUUUGGGUUGUAGUUUAAAAGGUUGCUGUUAAGGAUUAUGGAUAUAGACUGUGUUUUCUUGAUGAUGAUUAUUUUUUAUAUUAACCUAUAUUUCAAAGAUCAAUAGGACUCUUUUCAAUAUUAAAUAAUGGUUGCAAAGUGGAAAAAAUUGCAGAAAAAGAAUUAGUUGAAAGGCAUACAGAAUGUAAUGCAUUUUUUCCAAUGUAAUUUGAAAAAAACAAAAAAAUAAUUUUGAAUAAGAUUGGUGAUAAGAUAGUGAUAUUAAAAGUGAAAGGAAAAGAAUAAAUACAAAUUGUAUAAUCUAUUAACUGUAAUUCUCAUAAUAUUUUUGGGAAGAUGAGCGAUGAUGGGCAAUUUCUAGUUAUUUGGGAUGAAAGUUCAAAUAAAUUAUAGAUAAGAAAACUUUUUAAUCAUUGA